Notodromas monacha is the source of this 1957-nucleotide messenger RNA. Lineage: Eukaryota; Metazoa; Arthropoda; Ostracoda; Podocopida; Cyprididae. The record is from the annotation of a GenBank genome assembly.
UGUCUGUUUUUUGAAGGUUCUUGAGGAACUUGGCCAUUAUGCCUUGAAUUCAGUAGCGUGGUCAUUAUGACACUUCAGCCAGUUCUAGAACUGGAAAACAAUCGAGUAAUUCAGCAUGUAUUGGUCGUGGGCUUUCAUCAUAAGAAGGGGGCCGUAGUGGAAUAUGCGUUUCCCCCUUUAUCCAAAAACUCGGACAUCAUUGAGGUGCCUGAGCUAUGGCGACACAUGCCAUCUUUAGCAAUACCAGACGGAGCGCACAAUUUCGAAUGGGACAUCAUAUAUUUUCACCUUCCUAGCCUCGAAGAACCUGGGAAGGCAUUGUUCUGCAUAUCGUGCUACCGCCAAAUACAAGCACAGGAUGUAAAGAAUCCGACGAAGGAUAUCACGAGAAGUUCAGUGCAGAAAGCAAUUUGCGUGAUCAGCCGACUGCCUCUUUUUGGUCAUAUCCGGGUCCAUGUUUGGGAAGUCGCGGAUCACUACAUGAAAGGCGGGGACUUCUCAGUAGUUGGAGAAUUCCCGAAGCUCUUUCGAAACCUGAACCUCCGCCUAAGCCCGGAGAUGUUGCGUUCUCCUGAGCUCUUCUUCGGUUUGAAAGUUAUAGACUUACUCCUCCUUUUUCGACAUCGUCUUUUGGUUCUGCUGAAAUGCAUCCUGUUGGAGAAACGGAUAUUAUUCGUCCAUUCUCCAGUUCACGCUCUAUCGGCUUCAAUUCUAGCCAUGUUGUCACUGUUGCCAAGAAUGUUAGAAGAUGGCUUAUUCAAUGCUACGGAUAUCCCCACAUCCAGCUAUUCUGUUCUUCCUCCCGUCGGAAAAACUGAUCGAAAAUUUUCGGAAGAUAGUGAGACGCUGGAACCGCAAAAUGGACCUCACCUUGAUCUAGAAAUAUUGGACAAAAUCAAUCUGGAGCAAGCAGGCUUUCCUUUUCCGGUUUUCGGGCGAGGCAACGUGUGCCAUCCGUUUCUAGCUUUACCCUACGUCGAUUUACUUUCAAGUGAAAAUGUCAGAGGAUUUGUGGUCGGUGCGUCCAACAUCCUGUUCAAGCAAAAGAAGCAUUUGUCGGACGUUAUUGUGGAGUUGGAAGGAGGCAAAGUUGACAUCUUGGACCCGGAAUUGAAGAAAACCACUAGUCUGAGCACGGAAGACUCUAGAUUCAUGGAUUACCUUGUGCGUCGGGUAACGGAAAGUAGUGAUGGAGCGAUUAGUCCGGACUCAACUUGUUCAUCUGGCUGCAAGAAGCAAGGCGCCGACGAUUGGGUUAGGAAAGCAUUUUGGGUUUAUUUCAUUCAUCUUGCCGCCACGGUUGACCAAGAGACCGUCAGUUCGCAAGCGAAUGCUGAAAUGCAGAGCGACUCUUUCUCCGGGGCCUUCGUAUCAAGUUGGAGAGAAACAAGAAAUUUUCAGUUAUGGGAUCGUAAAGCGAAGAUUGUGAAUGUACCCCAUGCCCGACAUCCAUUUGCCGGUUCCGUCAGCAUGGCUGACAUGAAAAUCAAGCUCGCCCAAAUUUCACAUAAUAUGCAGACAACGGAAAGAGGGAAGAAAAUCAACGAAAGUUUGGCCGUCACUGGGAAGGCAGUUGGUGGUGCUAUUGAACAAGCAAAGGGCUUCAUUUCAAACUUGUGGACAGGCCUAUCCACGCAACGAUCUCUUCUUCCUUCGGAGGAUAAAGAGGGCAGUUCGUCAAGUACAUGAUAAUUGAACAGUGUAGCUCUCCUAUUUAACGCAUCAAAGCCAGUUGCAUGGUCGUAAUCUGUGAGCGAAGCAUAUGUUGGAAGUAUUUUUCAUUCCGCGAAUCGCAUAUUUAAAUUUUUGUGCUGGAAUUCUGUUGCUUUUAUUAUGCGGUCGCAAAUUAUUUGUGUGAUAUUUUUGCAUCUCGCGGUCUUCUCAACCUUUUUUGAGUCGUGGUCUCUGUUUGAAUUUAUUUGGAUGAGGAAUCAUGGAGGAGUUGGUUAUAAUUUGA